Messenger RNA from Plodia interpunctella (Indianmeal moth), 2649 nucleotides. Its product is annotated as knirps-related protein-like. Gene Ontology annotation, cellular component: nucleus; chromatin. Bases 431 to 1543 code for a protein of 370 amino acids. NCBI's taxonomy places the organism in Eukaryota, Metazoa, Arthropoda, Insecta, Lepidoptera, Pyralidae. The transcript is spliced from 3 exons. Gene Ontology annotation, molecular function: nuclear receptor activity; zinc ion binding; estrogen response element binding. The record is from RefSeq and is a predicted model, not a curated record. Gene Ontology annotation, biological process: regulation of transcription by RNA polymerase II.
GAAGAAGCGAGUCCACCUCCACGAUCAUUCGUGCGCGCGCAUCGGGCAAAGACAACGCGCGUUCGAAAUCGAAUUUCAAAAAAUGGAAUCGUGAAUUCGAUACGAUGGCCAGUGCCCGGACUUUUUAUUUUUAAAUCUUAUAAUUAGUUUAGAUUACCAGCCAGUUUUAUUUUUAAAGACAGUAGUGUUUUUUUUUUUUUUGGCGUGUUCGUUUGAAGUUUUGAAUUUCAGUUAGCGAGUUCCUGUAAAUUGGACUCGUGUUUGUUUUAAUCGAAAGUGACUGGACUGUGACAUUUGAAAACGAUAGUAAUUGUAAAGUGAAAUUCGUUGACACUGAAAAUUUAAUUUACAAUAGAUUGUGAAAAGUGCUUGUGGGAUUUUUUUAACGUCUCCGUUUUUGGUUUGCUGAAGUAACGCCAAAGAUACCAAGAUGAACCAAAAGUGCAAAGUGUGCGGGGAGCCCGCGGCGGGAUUUCAUUUCGGCGCAUUUACAUGUGAAGGAUGCAAGUCAUUCUUCGGGCGGUCGUACAACAACCUGAACUCCAUAACCGAAUGCAAAAACAACGGAGAAUGCGUCAUCAACAAGAAAAACAGGACGGCGUGCAAAGCGUGUCGACUGCGCAAGUGUCUCAUGGUGGGGAUGUCGAAGUCCGGCUCAAGAUACGGCCGAAGGUCAAACUGGUUCAAAAUCCAUUGUCUUUUACAAGAACAGCAGCAAGCCGCUCAAUCUCGAUCACCCCCAAGAGUACCCCCCUCGCCGCAUCACUUGGCUCCCCCUUUCCCGCCUCAUCUCUUCCCUGGAUUAGCCAGACCUAGGACGAAAGAAGAACUAGCCUUAUUAGGCCUCGAUGAAUACAAAGCACCCUGCUCCGGGUCACCUGAUUCACACCGCAGCGGAUCGUCUCCGAAAUUAGACGAAAAGACAAGACUCACUCAGUCGCGACCGCCUGAUCGACCCUUAACGCCGCCUAGAGAUACCUUCGUCCCACUGCCUUUAGCCAACAUAUCCUUGCCUCACUUCCCCCACUCGCCGUUCUUACCACCGCCUCCAUUCAGCCCGUUCGCUGCUAAUCAUCCUCUACUAUUCCCUCCUGGAUUCCACCCAAUAUACUCAAGACAUCUGCUCGACCAUGCAGCGCUGCGACAAGCAGCAGAAAACAACAACGACGUCAGAAUCGACGAUCACAAUGCUGAUUCUUCGAAGCGAUUUUUCUUAGAUGAGAUUUUAAAGCAACAGAGAUCUACUCAGCCGACGCCGCAAGAUGAUACAUUCUCUGAAGCUGAAUUUGUUCCCACUCCUCCAGCGGAGAGGAGAACGUCUGAGUCGCCAUUGCAGGAGAAUCCUAUGGACUUGUCAGUCAAAUCUGAUGGUCGGUCGAGUUCAGCACGAAGGAGGUCAGACGAUAGCGAAGUAAUAGCCCCAGAUAAUGAAGAUGGAGAAUCGGUGAGCGGUGCCGCGUCCGCAAGUGAAGAAGAAGAUGUAUCUUACUCGCAGAUAAAGAGGAUCAAACUCCAUCCUUUAGACCUCACGACCAAAGUUUGACGUCAGCGAACGUCCCUAGUUCCGGUAUAAAAAGAACUUUAAGUACUCCAAACGUCAGUGAAUAUAUAAAGGCCAGUAAAUCGGAUUGUGAUUUUAAAAAUAAGUAGACAGGAGACAUUCCGAACAUUGUUUUGUGAGUUGUUAUCGCUUGAAUAAAGAGUCUAUCCAAAUACGUAAAUUAAGUUCUAGAUAAAUGUUAUUGGUAUAGCCAGCCCGGUAUCGGUUAUGUACAAAAUGAGUGUAAAUAAAUAAAUUAUUUCGUGUAGAUUAAGUUUAGGUUAAUAUUAGUUAGUGGUUUUUCAAAAUGGAGCCAGCCGGGUGUUGCAACAUUCCAUUUCGUCGAAAUAGCUAUAUUUUUGUAUAAUUUUGAAGAUAAUUUAUUCAAUUAGCAGAAUUUGAUUAUGUGUUUGACGAGUUGACGUUCGAGUGCGGAUGGACCUUGUGUCCCUUCUGGCGUAUUAUUUACUUCUCUUAGGUUUAUGUUAAUUGCUACUUGGAUUUCCUCUUGUACAUCCCAAUAUUGUACUGAAAUACUCUAAAGAUUGUAAGCAUUAUAGUGCCUUAAUUACAUGCUCGUCAAACCUGGACAAACCUCAUCGUUCAUUGUUAAGUUUGUGAGCUAUAUUUUAACACAAAACAAAGCUAAGUUUAGCAAGCAUGUAAACUAGGCUUUACGUUCUGUCUCGUUGUGACGUUAUUUUUUUCUAGUUAAUAAUAAAAACGUCUGUACUGAAUUUGUGCCAGACUGCUAAAAACUGCGGUUUCCAUAUUUUCAAGGUUUUUAACCGUAUAGCCGAUUGUUUGUGUAGUUGUUUAAAAAAUGGCUCUUCUUUUUUAAAGUCACCUUGGUUUCCGAAUAUCGGGCGUAUGCUUCAACGAGAAAGAUCAAGUUAUAUACAUUCCUAUGAAAUUGCUCAAAUAUUUCAGUGUCGUUGUAUCGAUGUACUCAUUGUAGGGAAUUUAGUCACGCUCACAUACAUACUCAGCUGUAAUACUUGUGGUCUACGUUUUUGUAUAUAAUGUGUAUUAGUUAUCGUUUUGAAUUUAAAUGUUUGUUGUGAAUGCAUUCCACGAAGAGAUACAAAAUAAACUAUUCAUGCACUCGA